AUGAAUUAUGCGUAUAAGGCUAAAAGACAGCGUAAAGAUCCUCUGUGUGCAACAGUGAGCAUACAACUACAACCUUCUUCUGCAGAUGUAAGUGAAGAUGAGGUCCGAAGCGUUUUCUCGGCCUUCGGAGAUAUUCUGCAAAUUCGUAAGGAAAGCGAUAAGAUAUAUGUGGUUAAAUACUAUGAUUUAAGAUCUCCUGUAAAGGCAAUCGAAUGCAAGGAUCCGAUUAUCUUAGGUGGAGAGCCUUGCAAAGUCGAAUUGAAGCCAGGAGAAGAUGAUGGACUCGAGCAGGAAGAGCCAGAGCCCAUACAUUUUAAUAACAAACGUUCUGAUUCGCGUGAUAAUUUUAAACGUAAUCAUGACCGUGAUAACAGAGGAAAUGGAAGAAGGAAUGAUCAUAACAAUCGUUAUAAUCAACCUCCAUCUCAACAACAACCUCAAUACGGACAAUAUCAACAAUAUCCUCCUCAAUAUCCACCGAAUGUACCUUACUACCAGCCACCACCGUACGGAUACCCACAGUACCCUGGAUAUCCGCAACCUCCGUACGGCCAGCAGCCUCCUCCGCCCGCUUACGGACAACAGAACCCUCCUCCACCUCAAAAUCAUUACGGAGCGCCCCCAACCUACCCACCACCAUACGGACAAGCACCUCCUCCACCUCCUGGUCAGCCGUACGGACAACCUCCGCCUGGUUAUAUGCCUCCUCCGCCAGCUCCAGUUCCUAAUCAGCCACCACCUGGUUACAAACCACCACCACCACCAAUGGCUCCAAUUCCACCACAGAAUCCACCUCCUCCACCACCUCCUCAGCCUCAAUCUGCAAUUAAUAAUCAAAAUUCACAGAGGAAGAAUCUUCAAGCAUUAUCAAUGCUUUUAUCAUCUUCUAAAUAA
Messenger RNA from Trichomonas vaginalis G3, 894 nucleotides. RefSeq names its product RNA binding. Gene Ontology annotation, molecular function: nucleic acid binding. The transcript has a single exon. Bases 1 to 894 code for a protein of 297 amino acids. NCBI's taxonomy places the organism in Eukaryota, Parabasalia, Trichomonadida, Trichomonadidae. The record is from RefSeq and is a predicted model, not a curated record.